This is a messenger RNA of Dioscorea cayenensis subsp. rotundata (Guinea yam), 997 nucleotides long. RefSeq names its product proteasome subunit alpha type-2. Gene Ontology annotation, biological process: ubiquitin-dependent protein catabolic process. Lineage: Eukaryota; Viridiplantae; Streptophyta; Magnoliopsida; Dioscoreales; Dioscoreaceae. The record is from RefSeq and is a predicted model, not a curated record. Gene Ontology annotation, cellular component: proteasome core complex, alpha-subunit complex; proteasome core complex. Bases 90 to 797 code for a protein of 235 amino acids. The transcript has 11 exons.
AUAGAUCGUUUCUAAACCCUCGCUCUCGUUCUUCGACCACUCUCGAGCUCGAUCCCUGCCGAGCGAUCUCCUCACGCAGAGCUGCAUCAAUGGGUGAUAGCCAGUACUCCUUCUCCCUCACCACUUUCAGCCCUUCGGGGAAGCUUGUACAGAUCGAGCACGCUCUAAUGGCUGUUGGAUCCGGCCAAACGUCACUCGGAAUCAAAGCUGCAAAUGGAGUUGUUAUUGCAACUGAGAAGAAAUUGCCCUCUAUCUUAGUGGAUGAGACAUCCGUGCAAAAGAUUCAGCUGAUGACAACGAACAUUGGUGUUGUUUACAGUGGAAUGGGUCCAGAUUCUCGAGUUCUCGUAAGGAAAAGCAGAAAACAAGCACAACAGUAUUACCGUCUGUAUAAGGAGACUAUUCCUGUAACACAACUUGUAAGAGAAACUGCAACUGUUAUGCAAGAGUUCACUCAAUCUGGUGGUGUGAGGCCAUUUGGAGUUUCCCUACUUGUUGCUGGCUAUGAUGAUAAUGGUCCACAACUUUAUCAGGUUGACCCAUCAGGUUCAUACUUCUCAUGGAAAGCAUCUGCUAUGGGGAAGAAUGUUUCUAAUGCAAAGACUUUCCUUGAGAAGAGGUACACUGAUGAUAUGGAACUUGAUGAUGCUGUUCACACUGCCAUUUUGACUUUGAAAGAAGGGUUUGAGGGCCAAAUUUCAGGCAAGAACAUUGAGAUUGGCAUAAUUGGUGCUGACAGAAAAUUUAGGGUACUGACACCGGCUGAAAUUGAUGACUACCUAGCCGAAGUGGAGUGAUGCCCUUAUAACAUUUUAUGAUUUCAUUCUUCUUUUGCUCCGCAAGUGAUUUUGCAACUGUUUUCGGUUGGCAUGAUAUCUAGUUAUCUGGAAGUUCAUUGCCUGUAAUGGCUGGCUCUUCAAUUCAUCACAACUAGCAUUUGAGCCUCACUGUUUAACUUUUAAGUACAAUGAAACUAACAGUGCUAUCAUCUUUAUUU